Molecule: messenger RNA, 1185 nt
Organism: Ananas comosus (pineapple)
Lineage: Eukaryota; Viridiplantae; Streptophyta; Magnoliopsida; Poales; Bromeliaceae
Product: B3 domain-containing protein Os01g0723500-like
Exons: 4
Coding region: 161-955 (264 amino acids)
Molecular function (GO): DNA binding
Source: RefSeq, a predicted model, not a curated record
UCUAACCUCCGAGAAGCAACCUUUGGGGGGGAGUAGAGUACAUGAACCCACUCCUUUUGGAGUUUUGAGCCCUCUCUUCCUCUUUCUAUUGGAAAAAAGCACUUCCCUUAGAAGCCAAAGAGCCAUUCACAGGGUGGAAGCUUCAUGCAGUCAUGCAGAAAUGGGCUCUCAGAAUCACAGGCCUCAGUUUGUCCUGCUGCUCCCACCUGAGUUUCUCCAAAAGCUGCCCAUUCCUCGUCCGAUUGCCGAGCUUCUCACGAAAGAGCGUAGUGCAACUGCAACCUUGUUUAGCCCCCUCGGCAAGUUUUGGCACGUAACUCUCGUCAGAGAUGGAGAUAACAGACUGUACUUCGACAAUGGCUGGCGUGAGUUCUCGCAGGCCCACGAAUUAGUCGCAGGCGAUUUCGUUCUGUUUCGCUACGAAGGAAACAUGGUCUUCAAGGCCAAAGUGUUCAACACGAGCGGAUGCUGUAAGCUGCGCGGUAAGAUCGUCCACGGAGUUUCGAAGAGAAGUUCGGGUGAAACCAAAGAUGAAAACCGCGAUGACAUUCGUAGUUAUGAUCAGCACGGUACCGAAGAGCCGCGCACUCCGCCGGGUUUUUCAGCAAAGAAGAAAUCGGUUGAGAACGAAAACUCCGCGCCGUGUCCACCGCAUUUUGAGAAGAUAAUGAGAUCUUGCAACGUCAGCGGAAACGUUCGUCGUCGCUUGUUCCUGAGUGUUCCAAAGAGUUUCCAUUCGUCGUUCGGGCUCCUGAGGAGGGAGAUUGUACUUAAAGAUCCGAAAAAGAGAUCAUGGCCUGUGACAUUAUGGAAUGGGAAAAGCGAGAGCCGGAUUCAUCGAGGGUGGAGGGAGUUUGCUGUGGGGAAUAACUUGGAGGAGGGAGAUAAAUGCAUCUUUCAGCUAAUAUCUAGCGGGGAAAUGCGAGUUCUUAUACGCAAGCGCUGCUGCGCAUAAGAAGCAGCAAUCCAUCUUCAAGAUACGUGUUUUAUGAUCUUUUGUUUCUUCGUCUUUUUAAUGUAAGUAAUUACUCGGUUGCGUGCUUGUAUUUUGGGUUUCGUUUGCUGACGAUGCGCAUGUUUUCGUGAGAUGGAUUGCUUUAUGGUAUAAUAUUUUGGGUCUAUGUUUUGUAUAUGUAUCUUAUUAUCCUACAAUUCACAUUUUGAUAGAUCAUCAUUUUUGCUGUU